AGGCAAUGAGGUAAGAGCGCAGGCAGCCCGCCCCCAGACAUCAACCACCUUCUUAUUCAGUGUUUUAUUGCACUUCCAGCCUCUGACGCUGCGACCACUUUCAUCCUUAGAUAAGCAGCUCCACAUUAAAAAGACGCAGGAAACAACAUUGCAGGCUUUGGGAAGAAAAGGUUAUUUUUCGGCUCCCUAAAGAUUUUUUGAUUGCAGACGUUCGUGCAACUUGCAAAAAAAAACGUUAUUAGAGAGGAGAAACCCCCCCCCCACCCCCCCCAGAAACUAUGUACGUUUGCUUAAGCGAGUUGCUUCUCCGGAGCUGUCUGAAGUCUGGACGAGUUUGGAGCGUGUCAGGGCUGCUGGUGUCUCUGUGCUUCACGCAGGUCCUGCUGUUGGGACCCAGCUCUGCCUACGAGUCCAGCCAGGAUUACUAUGACCAGUAUCAGGAGGAAGAGGAAGGAGAGAGCCAGGCCAGCAGCGAAUUGGAAGACCAGCUGAGGUCUGCGUCAAGCGUCACAGAGUUGAUGGACAUUUUCUAUCCAGAAUACAGGAGGAUCCAUGAAUGUCUGCAGAGGAAAAUCCACAUAGUGCAGCGUGCAAUGACAGAGGCUGAAGAAAAGGAAUGGGAGGAGGCAGCAGCUUUUACAUUGUCAUGGGAAGACGAAGAUAUAAAAAAUGUUGAACUUGAAUGGGAAAAGACUCAGUGUAAGCCUAGAGAAGUGUGCUUGGAUGUGGGGAAAGAGCUUGGGACUGCAACAAACAAGUUCUACAAACCUCCCUGUGUGUCUAUCCACAGAUGUGGAGGCUGCUGCAAUAGCGAAGGACUACAGUGUGUUAACAUCAGUACCUCAUAUGUGAGUAAGACGUUGAUCGAGAUCACACUACCAAGAGUCGGCUUCUCCAAGCUAGUCAUGAUCAGUUUCAUCAAUCAUACUGCCUGCACCUGUCAGCCCAAGCGAGAUACCUUCGGACGGUCCCACUCGAUUAUCAGACGUUCUUUCCACAUUUCCCAAACAGGGUGCGUUAUGGAGAACAAAACAUGUCCGCAUGGUCUCACCUGGAAUCCCCAUUACUGCAGAUGUGUCACUGAGCAUGAGGUCUUCAACUUAGUUGCUGGCAAUUCAGAACCAGAUGAUAGCGAAAGUGAGAUGGAUGACUUUUGUGGGCCCUACAUGAUAUUCAAUGAAGAUACGUGCAGCUGCAUGUGCAUGAACAGACUUUCCAUAUCAAGCUGUGGCCCCAAUAAAGAAUUUGAUGAGAGUACCUGCAAAUGUGUUUGUAGCAACAUGGAGCAUCAUGGCUUUUGUGAACCGCAGAAGGAAUGGGAUGCAGAUGCUUGCGAGUGUGUGUGCAGGAAGAACUGCCCAAAGAAUCAACCUUUGAACAAAAGUAAAUGCACCUGUGAAUGCACAGAGUCAGUGUAUUCAUGCUUUCGCAAAGGGAAGAAAUUUGAUCCACAGACAUGCAGGUGCUACAGGUUGCCUUGCAGAAUUCAAGUGAAGCAGUGCCAGUCAGGCUUUUACUUCAGUCAUUAUGUUUGCAGCUGCCUUCCAUUAUACAUGAGGGAAUACCAAACUGAAGAGUGAUACACAAACUGCUUUCUACUUUGCCUUGCUUCAUUAAUGAAGAAUUUAACUUUUCAGCCUGCAGCACUUACAAAAGAACUUUUCUAUUGGGAUUCUACACAAUCUAGUAGGUACGCUGGGCACUGAAAACAUACAUGAUAUACCAAUGAGAUGUCCCAGAGUAAGUGGUUUAUGGUUCAUUUCUUACAUGUUUCACCUAUUUUUUUUAUAUAAAAAAGGAUUGAAUCCAUGAUCACAACAGAAUAUUGUAAACAACUCUCCAAAAUCUAAUAUUACUUCAGAACUGAUUCAGCUGUGGGGCGAAAAAUUGAAUAGUAUUGACCAGGUUCUGUGUGGGAUGUAUUGUUUUGCACAAAGCAAUGCUUUUAUUGACACAGGAAGAUUAUGCAACUGGAAAUGAGUUCUGAUGCUUCAGAAUGGAUAUGUUUGUUUUGUAAAUCUUGUACCGCUUUUAUGCUGCUAAUGUAGCAGUCAAGAUGUGCAAAAUAGGUUAAGCAAUAUGAGAAUUUACCAGUUGAAAGUCAAAAAAGUUGUCGUAAUUUGUCUUUCACCAAACACGUUUAUAAUCUGAGUUACAACUACCAACUGAGCUUUCUGCUCACAGUAAUUAGCACUUAUUCAAACAAUAAUUUACAGCUGAUAAACACUAAGCUACUACCAAGUUUCUGUUAAAUUGGAGUUUCCUUCACAGCUUUUAAAGUUCUAAAUUAAAUUCAAGAAGUUGAACUAAAAAUUUAUACUAAAUUUCAGUUAAAAACUACACAGCCCCUACUUACCAGGGUUCCACUUGCACCAAAUUCCCAAAUUCUGUAUUCGACACACUCUGUUCUGCAACCCCUCUGUGCUGACAACUGACUAUGUUUGAGAUAGCGAUGACAUCAAGAGACCAUAUUGGCGUCUACGAUUAGAAGUUAUUUAUGAACUGAUGAAUCCAUCACCUGGAGUUGAAAAUCUUCAGUCAUUAAAUAAUUUCCAUGUCACCUUGAAAAAUUUGAGUCAAUCAAUUUCUCAGCAUGAAAAUAGAUAAGCUAUGCUAACAAAUAUACUAUAUGAAACAAAAAUAAUUAAACAUUAGGAAAGAAAGUCUUUGGCUGUGAAUUUCACGUUUAAACUUGCAUAAUUACUGUAACUGUCAGAUUUUUUCUAAUCAAUUUCUUGAAGGGUGAGACUGCUGUUUUGAAGUGUAUUUUCUUCCUAUCCAUUUUGAGUCACUCUUGGGUGAGAGGCAGGCAAGCAGGCUGAAAAUUAGCUCUGCCUGCUGCGUACAAGUUCCCCAGCUCCAUCCUACCUCUAGUCUAUUUUUGCAGAGAUGAGAUUGAGGCCACUAUCCACCCACACAUGGUAGGUAGAUGAUCAGGUUCAUUAAGAGCCUAACUGACACCAUUUAAAGGAUGACUGGGUGCAGGAACAGAUAUAAGCUGCCUUUUAGAGGGGCACUUCCUCUACCUCCACUCUGAUCCGCACAGUGGUGGCCCGCCUGCUGAAUCUAUUUUUUAAUUGAAGAUUUAAAAAGGUGGAGCUGUUUUGAAGUACCCUCUGUCUUACCUUCCAUUACAGCCUGCUGCUCAUCUCAAGUUGGAAGACCUCUGAUUGGUCCAAUGCAUGACUGUUCUCUGCCCCACCCUCCCAGAGUUGGUUUGGGACUUGGAAUCCAAUCCCACCUUCUGUUUCCUGUCUCCGGGGGAAAAUCCAGCUCCUUAUCUCGAACCUACUUUGAAGCCUCUCCUAAUAUCUAUGAAACAAUUGGCGAGGAAAUAUACAACAGGCAGGCAGUUGCUUCUUCAUGAUCUUCCCUUUGCCCUGGAGAAGUAUUUGGCCUUUGAUCAACAAUUCCCUAUGAUGAUGUCCAAUAAUGGGAAAUCAAGGAUGAAAAUUCAAAUCAGGUGAUAUUGGAACAUAAAGCCUGGAACAGUCAGUCACAAUGUCCUCCCAUAAAAUGCCAAUAACCUUUUUUUGUCAGGGUAGUCUGGCAAUAAACUCCUGAACUUUAACUAAAUGGCAUAUAGUCAGCACACAGGUCAUUUAUUGUUUCACACACUUCUGAUUUGCAAGUUCAUCAUUUAAAUUAAUUCCAUUUAUGCUUUCCUCUUGUGCAUUAAAGCCAGUCCUUCCAGCCAUGACCAAACUGGGGUAUGAAUUUGAUUUUUUAGCUUAUUAUUCUUUUCAUUAUCUCACCAAUCUUUCUGGCUGCCCACUUUCUCCAGUACCUUUGCCUUACAAACAAAAAAUGCUGCUAAAGUAUACACAUCUGAAACAUUGUAAGUUGACUUCCCUUUCAGAUGCUGACUCACUGCUGUAGUACAUAUAGUAUAGGUCAUUUUCCCAUCAUGCCUGUGCCAAUUCUUUGAAAGAGCCAUCCGGUCCACCUUUUUGCUCUUUUCCCACAGCCCUGCAAAAUUUUGCCUUUUCAGGUAUUAAUUGGCCACUUAAAGGCCUCAAUAGGCCUAAGAGUGGGCACCUUACCCACUCCUGGUAUUAUGGGGGUGGGGUCAGGGCUGAGCGGGAAGGCUGUAGGCUACUCAUCCAUAAUAUGUAACAUCACUACCCCACUGCCAAAAACAUGCGGGGGAUGGGGCCAGCGCAUAAAAUCUGGCCCAUGGCAUUAACCAAAACUCUCUUGGUUCUUUUGCCAAUUAUCUUAAACCUGUGCCCUCUGGUCACAAAUCCUCCUGCAUUUCCUGUAUAUUUCCAGCAUUUUCUAUUUGCAUUUUGUAUAUUUAGCAUUUGCAGUUUUUUCUAUGCCAGUCAACUUCUUCAGUUAAUUUCCCAAGAGAAGUACAAGAGAUACCCAUAUAGAAGAAGGCUAUUCAUCUUACUUUUCACAUCUGGGCUGAACCAUUCAAGUAAGAGCUGUUGUUCUGGAUUGCCAUGCUAUGGUGGAGCAUUGUGUUGAAAACAUUAGGGUGAAUCUGGAUAAGAAAAAGAAUGAUAUUGGCCAUAAUUUUUUCAGUGAUGUUUGCGACCAGCAGUAAUUUGAUUUUGCUACUGACAAUAAUAUAAAGAGCUUAAUUAACUUAACUCAGUUACAAACUUCUGGUAGCAUUAUUGUUCAGAUGUCAGUGGAUGGGUAGGUACGACUACUUAGGGGUGGCUGAAUAACAUUAAAAUUAUGCAUUUUCUGAUGCUGGGGUCCCAUUCAACUUAGGAGUCAAUAUUUUAUACUGUUUGAAAAAUUAGUGUACUUGUUGAUUAAUUAUAUCCUUCAACCAAAUUUUUGCUCACUUUUAAAACACAAAAUUUUGAAAAUAAGAACAUUGCCUCCUUUGAUAAUUCAUUUUACAGUAAGUGGCUGUACCCUACAGAUCAGGAUGGACCCAAGUUCAGUUUCCGAUCUAUGCAGUUAGCUAAUCUUACCUUGGGCAGUGAUGGGUUUGCCACCAAAGGACUCAGCCCUUCUAGGCUAUGGAGAGGGUAUGGGAUCUGGCAAGGUUUGCUAUUCCCCAAUUCAGCCAACCUUGUUGCAAGGACAUAAAUCCGGACUUUGAGUGAUGAUAAUACUGAUCUUGGUCAUUGUUAGAUCACUUUAGGAGUUCAAUCAUGUGCCAACACAUCAUCAAAGUUGGUGCAUCAAUAAUAAUUACUUGCGGAAGGUACAGGAGGGCAACCAAUGCCAGGGGGACUGUAACUCAGCAUAGUCAAAUUAGGAAAGAUGGGGGAAAAUGUUGUCCAGGGAGAAAGAAAAUCUUUUUACCCAUUUUACAAAUACUGUGCCAUGAUGAUCAGUGGUUAAUACUCUCCAUUAUUUUACCUUCUGGCAUCGUUCUAGGAACUAAUGGGCAACAGUGGAAACUAUUUUCUAAUGCAUCUAUUCAGCCAAUUCCUUGGUAUCUCAAUCCAGGGAUAUGUAAUAAUUAACAAUGAAUGUGUUUAGGUUGGUGUUAUUAAUGCCACAUUAAAAGCGAGCACAAGUUAUUAGCUGUUUCACUCCAUACAUAGUCACACAGGAAAAAUACUUUCCGUGAAAUGUUUUUGAUUACACUAUGGGUAAUUUUCUAUACAGAAGCUGUGAACAUAUGUAUUAAACACAAAUUUACUUUAUCAAAGACAAAUUAAUUGUAUAUUUAUUGCUGGCUCAAUGUAAUACUGUGUUUUAAGAUGUGUACUAGAUUUUUUUAACCACGGAACUUUUUUUUAAAAUAAAAAAAUUAUAUUUGUAAA
This is a messenger RNA of Carcharodon carcharias (great white shark), 5738 nucleotides long. RefSeq names its product vascular endothelial growth factor C-like. The coding region runs from base 279 to 1580 and encodes 433 amino acids. Gene Ontology annotation, molecular function: vascular endothelial growth factor receptor 3 binding; chemoattractant activity; growth factor activity. The record is from RefSeq and is a predicted model, not a curated record. Gene Ontology annotation, biological process: induction of positive chemotaxis; response to hypoxia; positive regulation of endothelial cell proliferation. Gene Ontology annotation, cellular component: membrane. The transcript has 8 exons. Lineage: Eukaryota; Metazoa; Chordata; Chondrichthyes; Lamniformes; Lamnidae.